Molecule: messenger RNA, 7705 nt
Organism: Scomber japonicus (chub mackerel)
Lineage: Eukaryota; Metazoa; Chordata; Actinopteri; Scombriformes; Scombridae
Gene: slc16a2
Product: solute carrier family 16 member 2
Exons: 7
Coding region: 773-2515 (580 amino acids)
Biological process (GO): transmembrane transport
Molecular function (GO): monocarboxylic acid transmembrane transporter activity; thyroid hormone transmembrane transporter activity
Source: RefSeq, a predicted model, not a curated record
AUACAUCUGCCGUCAUUGCCUACGGUUAAACUACAUACAAUGCAGAUAGCAGUCCAGUGAGUCAGAGGAAAGCGGGGCUGGCGUCGCUGAGGCUGGGGUUGUGAAACACUCGGGUUCCUUCGUGAAUCCGAGGAGACACGAAGCAUUAAACUCGUCCCACGACCUCGCAGAGCCCCACCAUUGGCUGCAACCGUUCAUCCGCCGGGGAAGGGAGGCGGGGCCCAGCUUGUUGAAUGACGGCCAGAGCUGUGGUUGACACUAAAGGCACAAGGCAGCCUCUGCGACCCACACGGGCCUAACUAUUUCACAUUUCCACAGUGUGGAGGCAUCAGAUGAAAGAGGAGGAGCGUCCGGUCAUUGCUUUUAACAUCGGGGGAUGUUGCUCUACAGGACGAUACGGCGUCGAGGCUGAGCGGACGUUUUCACAGGUUGAUGAUCCGCAUUUGGCACCGAGCACAGGGAAGCCCUCAAAAGUAUAUACAUGGUUUCAGUCUCUGUUAGCUGUUCCUAGAAAGACGAGGUUGUAUUAAAAUAAGAAAAAUACGCGGUGCCAUCUAAUUACUGGAAAAAUACAGACCUGCGACCAGUAUGACACAUUUAACGCUUGCAGGUUGGGGUAUAUUUGCUGAAGUUGACGCUCUGACUUGGGCUACAAGCAGCGUGUAGGGGGGCUUGGCUGUCAGUAAAGGACCGUAUGUCUUACACAUUUUGACAGAUAGCCAAUCAAAUCUGCUAUUCAAAUCGGUGCUCUUAUGUCAGUGACCUAUAUCUCAUGCAUGUGCACCAAGAGCCCGCAGUAACCCCUCCACCAGACCACUCAGCAUGGGUAUCAACGGGUAAUCAAGAGCAGACGCCCAGCAGAGAGUCCGAGACAGAGCAGCCGGCUGCAGAUCCUCAGAUGGAGCAGCGAGAUGCUCCCCAGGAAGCAGAGGGGAGGAAAGAUGAGCAGGCAGCGGGCAGCGAGUGUAAAAUCGCGCCAGAGGACAGCACCGUGCAGCUGAUCGAGGCCGGGUGCAAGCCGCCCCUCUCCCCGGCUUCUGAUGCCGAGUCGGGGGUCCAGGUGGAGAGGCACGGCCAAGGAGCCGGAUUCGCCCCGCCCGAAGGAGGUUUCGGCUGGCUGGUGGUUUUUGCAGCAACCUGGUGCAAUGGAUCGAUAUUCGGGAUUCAAAACUCUUUCGGCAUCCUGCACUUGAUGCUGGUGCAGGAGCAUGCAGACCCAGACGAUGAGAGGUCUCAGUUCAAAGUGGCCUGGGUCGGGGCUCUGGCCAUGGGGAUGAUCUUCCUCUGUUCACCCGUGGUCAGCAUUUUCACAGACCGCUUCGGCUGCAGGAAGACAGCCGUCAGUGGGGCGUUUGUGGCUUUCAUAGGGCUACUUAGUACAUCCUUUGCUAACUCCCUGGGCCUUCGCUAUUUCACAUAUGGCAUACUGUUCGGCUGUGGCUCCUCAUUCGCCUUCCAGCCCUCAUUGGUCAUCCUUGGCCACUACUUCCGCCAGCGCCUGGGCCUGGCCAAUGGCGUGGUGACGGCAGGUGCCAGCCUCUUCUCCAUGGGUCUCCCUGUUUUGCUUGACAAGGUGUCGAAGCCACUGGGCCUCAGCGGCACCUUCCAGAUUCUAAGCAUCUUUAUGCUUGUCCAGGCCCUGCUGGCGUUAAUGUUCAAACCUUUACUACCUGCUGGAGGAGGCAUGGGACCGCCAGGCAUGGGUCCUGGCCCUGCUGAACCCCAAACCCAGCCAGGGGCCACUGCACAGGACAGGAGCAGGUGGAGCAAGGACUUGGCUGAACUCAAAAAGUACUUCAACCUGCGAGUGUUUCACAUCAUCACAUACCGGGUGUGGGCAUUUGGAGUUGCCACAGCUGUACUGGGUUACUUUGUGCCAUAUGUCCAUCUGAUGAACUUUGUGAAGGAGCAGUUCAAGGGUACCCAGAAAGAAUGGGUGCUGCUUGUGUGCAUAGGAGCUUCAUCUGGGGUGGGACGCCUCGCUUUCGGCAAGAUCGGUGACCUCAUUCCUGGUCUUUACAAAAUCUACAUGCAGGUGGUGUCCUUCAUGGCUCUGGGACUGAUGUCCAUAAUGAUUCCUCAGUGUUCGGUGUUCGAGGGGCUCGUGGUUGUGUGUGUGUUCCUGGGGCUGUGUGAUGGUUGCUUCCUCACCAUGAUGGCUCCCAUAGCGUUUGAGCUGGUGGGGCCAAUGCAGGCCUCGCAGGCCAUAGGCUACCUUCUAGGCCUCAUGGCUUUUCCCAUGACAGCAGGUCCACCAAUCGCUGGUCUCCUACGUGAUUACUUUGGAAACUACAAGGUGGCCUUCUCUCUGGCUGGGGUGCCUCCUAUGGUAGGGGGCAUGGUGCUGUUCUUUGUGCCCCUGAUACACUGCAGGCUCCAGCGAGGCCAGGCAGCAUCGGAAGAAACGUCCACGACUGCCCAUAUGUUGUCCACUGGCCAAACAUCGGGGGAGCCCAAGAGCUGCUCCAACGGAGACAUCCUGCCUGGCUAUACUGACGUAGAGACACACAUCUGAGUCGCUGCAUACAAAGGGAUUCAGCCCACCAGCACCUUUUCUCAUCCUUAGAUUGCCCUCCAACUGUGGACUUCCUGUUGGCUGACCUUUAACCUCUCACCCUCCUGGACCCACAAAUGUAUGUUUGUUAUUUUGAUGUGGAGCAAAAUUGAAAAGGGCGCACUGGUGGAAGCCACAGAGAGGAUGACAAGAAGGCACACAGUGUAAGCUUAUGGAAAUGAUUGAGGAGGAUAAGCACAACACAGUCUCAACUGGGAUAAUUUAAUCAAUGGGGACUCUGUAGUAACACAUAUCUCCAAGAGGAAAGACAUGAAGAAAUUUUAACCAACAGUGGUAGUUUAUAAUUUCACAGCUUUUAUCUUGCUACCUUAGCUUUCUGAAGCUGUAAAAUAUUACUAUGUUUUGUUUUAGAUUUCAUACAAGAUGAUGUUAGGAUAAAGAGGCAUACAAAAUAAGAAAUAGUGAAAGAAUGCAUUCACACAUUCACUUCUUUGUUCUAUUCAACUCUAAUCUACUGCCUGCAUUUUCUGCCAUGACACUACACAUCUGUUUGCAAAUGUUACAGGAGGUAACAGACAAUCCUCCUCAGACAUCAACCACCAGACACAAUCACCUCAACUCAACUGCACACUGUGCAACACUGUACUCACAGCCAGGGUUCCAAACCCAUAGCAAAAUAGUUUCAGCUACUUAACUAGCCUUCCUGCAUGAGAGACAGAUGUGUGACUGUGGCAGCUGUUGAUGACUUUGUCUAAUCUGAAUCUGAUUCACCCUGGAGUGUUUUUUUUAAUUUUUUUUUAAGUGGUUUUCAGUGAUUUUGCAGCUUUUUGCAGUCAAAAUAAGUAGUGGUGAGUCAUGAGGGCAAUGUAAUUCAUGUGAAUUAAUGAAACUUUAUAGUUGAUACAAGGUCUUUUUGUGAGCCUUAAAUUUCAGCUUCUUUCUCUUCUGUGUCAAACUGCUUGUUAUGGCUUUGAAAACACUACUACCUUUUGUGCAGUGUGCAUUCUGUAUACUCAUUCAAGUGGAAAAAGUUGGAAUCAUGUGACAAGAGAUUGGCGGCUUUUUAAACACUCUGAAAAGGUUUUUUUACAUUUUAAUUGGACCUUUUUUCUUUUGUGUGAAUGUGUGUAUGUGUGUGUGUGUGUGUGCGUGUGUUUAUGUGUGUUUGUAUGUGUGCGGCACCUUUUCAUCCACAUUUUCGAUAACAGAGGCAGUUUUGUAAUAUGAAGCCUCUAUGUUACAACCUGUUGAUGCUGUUGAAGCUGCCAAGUCUCACAGAUAAUCCAGUCAGGCCGAUGAUUUGCUGCUUUAGUUCAGUCUCGUCGUGAGGGCGUCACAAUCAAAACUUUGCGGCCUCGUUGAGAUAUUCCCUCAAGAGGACGGUUUGCAGUUACCGUUAAGUUUCAUACACGUUUGGACCGCUUACCUCUGCACUCUUAGAUUACAAGUCCUGUUGAACAAUCGACUGUAAUGAACAGAUGUGAAGUAGAGCUGCAAUAAUUGUUUGUUUGCAUUAUACUCUGUAAUGAUUUUAUUCAUAACUGGCUGGUAGAGUAGAGGGUAUUGGGACACAGUAAAGGAAGGAAAUGCCCUUGGAUGACAGUUCACUCAUAAUGAGUCCAGGUGGUUUUCCUCUCUGUCAGAUUCUUCUCCCCCUUUCACUCCCCCAAUCAGCUUCUGUGUUACAAUACUUUACAAACUAAAAGCUACACAAACCUCACUGCUGAAGGUAGUUUUUGGGACGUAAUGCCAUAGGACAAACCAUAGGACCAGUAGUACACCUGCAGUAUACCUCAUUAAUCAAACAAUCCUCAGCAAUCCAGUUGAACACAACGACAUUCAUUAUACUUUAUGUUCCCGCUGCUCUGUGUAGUGGCUUGUUAAUGCAGUCGGAUUCAGGUCUUUAGAACCUCAAAGCUGCCAAACAUCUGUUUUAAAAAAAAAAAUCCACCUUGCUUCCUCCAUAACCUCAUUCAGUGUCUGUUUAGGUUCAAUGAAAGUGCGGAAAUGUCAAACAAACGUCCAUCAUAGAGCAGUUGGUGUGUAAUCAGUUUAUAGACUUAUCCUUCUUCCUUAUUUUGCCUUCAUGUCCUUUUGCUCUGUUGUUCUUGAUCCUCACCAUUCCUGCUCUCUGUCACUUUACCUGCACAUUUACUAGGUAUCAAUAGUUUCUCUUUUAUCAUUGAAGAAAUGCAGUUACAUAAAUGCCUCAUAUCCAUGAUUAAACAACCAUAAGCAGUGGAGACCCAUAGAAAGGUAUAAAAAAAACAUCAGUUCCUAAUUUGACUGAGGUAGUGUUCAAUUUGAUUGGCUAAUUAUAGUCAAAAUAUGAUAUAAAAAAGAAAAAAGAUAGGUGCAAUUAAAAAGUAUGGGCUGCGUGAGCUGUUCGUGUAUCAGGAAUAUAAGCUAGUGAUAUCAUGAACCUCAUCACAGUAAAGCAUAAUGUUUAUUUUUGAGAAGCCAUCCACCACCAAGCAAAUCAAAAUCUCAAAAAGAAUAUAUAUUUGCAGUAUUUUCUAUUUUAUUUUGCUUUAUUCUCCUGCAUAAUGAUAAACUGUGAAAUGUAUUGCAGCUUAAAGUGUAUUUCUGUGUUAUGAAGGCUGCAGAAGAUAGCAGCGAACAGUAGAACUGCAUGAAACAUGUAAUUUUACUCACCAUGAGCACUGGACUGCAUCAACUAACAAUGUAAAGAAAAGGGCCGGGUGUUAUUGACCGAUCUCACCAGUUUACUGCUGUCAAACUUGAGGCAUAUGUCACUUAAGUACCUGAAUCUCGCAAAUGAAAUAGUGGAGGACCCCGAUGUUAUGGUUAACAGCAGCUGUAAAAGGCUGAUAGUGUUUCUAUGCACAAGACGAAUGCGUCUCAACAACAUUUUAAUGGAAUUGUGAUAAAAAAUAUUGACUGUGAAUUUGUUUUCCUUUUUUAUGUUGAAUAUGUUGUCUCAUUGUUACAGUAGCUAGCAGCUUUCCUGUUACUUUUAUUUGUCCUUUUAAUGAAAAGACAAGGACUAAAAGCAAGACAGCAGCAGUAACCUCAAUCUGAAAAACAAAUCUGCCUUAUCAGACCAGACUGAAAAGCAUUACUGAAUUUUCCCAACUGCGAUACAAUCCUCCACUGGACCUCUGCGACAGCAUCUUAGCUCGUUGCUAUAUUUGACACACAACUACAAAGCCUGUUUUGUGUAUUUUCCAGAUCUUAACGUGACUUUUUAUUCAUUUUUUUCCUUUAAAAAAUUUUUUUUUUAUUGUUGUUUUCAGUGUAGAUGCUUGUCAGUCGUGGAUCAAUAUUAACAACCUCCUCACUUGAUUUCACCUGAGUCAACUUCACUUAUAUUUACCCACCCAUUUUCUGGUCAGAACCAGCUGAGGUGGUUAUUAUGCUACUGUAGAUUCAAAUAGAGGAAACUGACAUGUAUCAACAUACUGUAUGUACUUUAUAUACUUUUGUAAUGGUUUUUAAUUAACCAUAAGCUGUUGUAUUGUUUUAGUUUGUUUUUAAUGAUUUGUAUUUGUUGGUAUUUUUAGUGAAACAAUUCAAUGACUACUGGAAAAAGAAGAACUGUCGAGUUAGUUUAUGUGUUCGGAUUAAAAUAGUACAAAAAAGUGAAGGAGUUGAAUGAAUGAAGAAUGAUUACAGGACGUCUGGAUGGUUGCGUGGUGUCUGCUGAACCAGUGUUUGGCUUGCCAAAGUCUUUUCGUCUAUGCAGCGCUGCUCACAGUUCACUUCCUGCGACCUCUUCACUUUCUGAACAUGUCAAACUCUGAAUGACGAAUGUUCACUUGGACUCUCAAGUUUGCAUUUGUCUCCUGUAGCACUCGCUUUUAUGUUACCUGAUCUAUAUACUACUAACACUACUACUUGUUUUACUUAAUGGUUUUGAAGAGGGUUUCUUUUUUUCUAAUAAUUAGAAAGAUUUUGAACUGUUGUCUUUUAUCUUUUCUCUCUCACAAGGUGGUGAAAAUGUCACCCUUCUCUCCUGUUGGUGCUUUUGCGUAUGACAUACAGUACAGUAUGCAGGUCAGAGCAACAGAGAGGCACAUUCAGCACCUAAACAAAGACAGGCUUAUAUUAAACACUGUCCUACGCAUUAAUAAAUUAAACUUGCAGGUUUCUUAGUUGAUGCAUUCUUCCAAAACCAGUUCAAAACUGGUCAAAUUAACUCAAAGCAACAUAUUUACAUUACAUGUAUUAACAAAUAAUGUGUCAAUCUUACUUAAAUAAUCAGUUUACAAUAUUUUAUGCAACUAUGGCACUUCAGUUCACAAAUCUCCGUUGCAUAGCUCCCAGAAAACAGACCUCGCCUCACAGUCUCACCUCAUUAGACUUUCCUCUGGCUGAAAUAAAAACACACCCGGCGAAGGCAACCCAAGCUGUGGCAAUAUGAAGUCUUGUUAUUCUCCUCUCCAAUGUGCUGUUUCUCUGUUUCUCUGCUCCUCUGACCUCAGUCUUUGCCUACUGUCUAACUGGCGGGCUUUGGCUUUGGCCUUGGCCUGAAACCAUACAAAACAAGAUGUGAAACAGCAUAGCUUAAUGUCUUUAUAUUAUGAGCCAUGAUUUAGCAAAAGCCCAACACCUCACACAGACAGUGUUGCCAGUGUUGUUGCCAGUACCAGUCAUCAGUUGAUUUUUUUUUCUUUCUUUUUUUUUUUACUGCCAUUUUUCAGAUGUGAAUAAUGCAUAGACCUUUUUUAUGCUCUAUGUUCUAGAAACCUGCACAUUGUUCUUUAGCAUCAUGCUUUUCCCAACUUUUGCUGGUGAUCUAUUCUCAUAUUUGUCUCUGUAAUGUCCAGGCCUCCCUGCAGCCUUACAUUUUAAAGUAUGAGUCAUUUUUCUCUGUAGGGCUCAACUAAACUUUCCUGUUCUAACCUCUGGUAAGGUUGCUGCAGUAAAACCUCUAUUGCCUCUCUUCACUUCUUAGAGCUGUUUGCUUCUGUUCUACCUUUUUUUUUUCUUUUUUCUUUUUAAAAAAAAAAUAUAUCUCACAAUUUCUGUUUUACUCAUUUUACAAAACAUGUUCUAACAAGGCCAGUUACAUCAUGAGAUCUGAAAUUAAGUCAUGCUGCUAGAAAAUUAAUGUAAUUUUUGUGUUGUUUCUUUUUUUUGUCAAAGUAAUUUUGAAUCUGUAUCAAAAAAGAGGCAAAUCUUUUUCUAUUAAACCAACAAUAAAGAUGUAAUAUGAAAACAACUCCA